Molecule: messenger RNA, 1268 nt
Organism: Coffea arabica (coffee)
Lineage: Eukaryota; Viridiplantae; Streptophyta; Magnoliopsida; Gentianales; Rubiaceae
Product: agamous-like MADS-box protein AGL8 homolog
Biological process (GO): positive regulation of transcription by RNA polymerase II
Cellular component (GO): nucleus
Molecular function (GO): RNA polymerase II transcription regulatory region sequence-specific DNA binding; protein dimerization activity; DNA-binding transcription factor activity
Source: RefSeq, a predicted model, not a curated record
UUCUCAGUCGAAUCUAUAUAUAUAUAUAUUCUUGAAACACAUACUUGUCCAUCAUUCAUUUGCUUCACAACUCACAAACUUGUCUUUUUUCAUUUUGCACGAAAAGUUUAGAGACAUGAUUAUUGGUAUAUAGCGAGAAUAUUAAUCGGUUUAAUUUGGAUUUUCAUCUUUUGAUUUAACAGCACGAGAGAAAGAAGAAGAAUGGGGAGAGGACGGGUACAGCUGAAGAGAAUCGAGAACAAGAUUAACAGACAAGUGACUUUCUCCAAAAGGCGAUCUGGGCUGCUCAAGAAAGCUCAUGAGAUCUCCGUGCUUUGCGAUGCUGAGGUUGCUUUGAUUGUGUUCUCUACCAAAGGGAAGCUCUUUGAGUAUGCUACUGAUUCAUGCAUGGAAAGGAUCCUUGAGAGGUAUGAAAGGUAUUCCUAUGCAGAAAGACAGCUUGGGGGUGCAGAAAUCGAGUCACAGGGCUGCUGGAGUCUGGAACAUGCAAAACUCAAGGCCAGGAUUGAAGUUCUACAAAGAAACCAAAGGCACUAUAUGGGAGAAGACCUUGACAAUUUAAGUCUCAGAGAGCUUCAGAAUUUGGAACAUCAGCUUGAUACAGCUCUUAAACACAUCAGGUCAAGAAAGAACCAGCUCAUGUUUGAAUCAAUUGCUGAGCUGCAGAAGAAGGACAAGGCACUGCAGGAGCAAAACAACGUGCUUGCAAAAAAGGUGAAAGAAAAGGAGAAAGAACAAGCCCAACAGCCACAGUGGGAACAACAGAACCGUCACGACCUGAAUUCAUCAUCAUUGGUUAGGUCACAACCAAUCAACUCCUUGAGCAUUAGUGAAACGUACCAUCGUGGUGGAGAUAAUGAAGCUGAAGGAACUCAGAGCAGCCAAACCAAUGCAGUCAUGCACCCAUGGAUGCUCCGCCAGAUGAAUUGAAUUGAUAGAAGAUUACGGCGGGUGGUUUUGGCCACAAACUACUAAUGAUAGGCUUAUAAAUUGUUGAAGAACAAUGUUUAAAAGCUGUGCCUACCAUCCAUUCCCCGCGAAAAGGUAAUACUAAUGAUGUAAACGUGUGCUGUAAAACGCUGUGGCUGUUACCCAGAAAAAAAGUUCCACUUUAAUUCACAUGUUACGGUAUGCAUGAAUGAGGAUUGAAAUACUAUAAAGUAACCCUACCAUGUAAAUAUCUGUGUAUACUAGAUUCAAAAAUAGGAAGCUCAUCUUUGUGAGGAAGCAAGACCUAUACAUGUUGGUUCAGUUUCUUUUCGUGUCAA